Ascoidea rubescens DSM 1968 is the source of this 1667-nucleotide messenger RNA. RefSeq lists its product as uncharacterized. NCBI's taxonomy places the organism in Eukaryota, Fungi, Ascomycota, Saccharomycetes, Ascoideales, Ascoideaceae. Bases 117 to 1565 code for a protein of 482 amino acids. The record is from RefSeq and is a predicted model, not a curated record. The transcript has a single exon.
UGAAGUUGGUGAUUUGGCAAAUAAAUCUUAAAAUAGCAGUGCAGCAGACCACAAGUUUCAGCCGGUGGUUUCCAGCUGAAGAAACAUAAGCACAGAGGAAACCUCAACCAAGCACCAUGAAAUGGUCGUUGGGUCGCGAGGAGUACGACUACGAUGCUGCUAGAGAUUCCAGGUGGAAGUUCAGCUCGAUAUUCCAUCCCAACAGCACCUUAGACAACACUGAUUUCGAUUUUUCCUCAACCGAUUCGCUCGAGUUGGGCCAGAAUGGGUUGGGCAGCCAGGACAGGAGCAGUAUUAAAGAUCUAGAGAUCGAAGUUUUACUGCGCAAGAAAAGACUAGAGAUUCUUGGAAACAGACCUUUGACAAAUGGUUCCAGCUGGCCAGGCGAUAGUGGCACCACAGACCAUAGACUCGAUAAGAACAGUGGAAAACGCUUGGACCACAAGAUACUCUAUGAGGACACCACAGAGGAUGCAAAAGAAUUUGCCGAAAAUAAUGGGAAUGGUGUCGACUUGAAUUUGACUCAAUUGCUAGACCAGAUUGAGGACGACAAAAACAAACUUGCUGAUCAGAUAGAUAAAAUAGAAGAUAUCACGAAUCAAGAAAAGAAAGACAAAGAUCCUGGCAACAACAGUGGGGAUUCGAUCAACAGUGUUGGUGAUGAUUUAAAUGCUUCCUUGAAAGAUGUGCAAAUAAACGAUCAGGAUGAUACAAAGAUUACUUUGCCAUUUUCAUACCCUGGCAAAUUUCCUUCUUCUAAUACUAAAAAUAACACUGAAAGUGAUAAAGAUAUAGAUCAAAAGAUUACUUAUUUGAAAAAUCAUCAUAUUGAUAAAAUUAUUUUAAAUAGGGACACAGGAAAUAAAUUCGACUCAAUUUUCAGUCAAGAAAAUGACGAUAACGCUGAGUUUAAUCAUAAUAACAAUAAGCUAAAGCUACUGAAUUAUAACUAUAAAUAUGAUAAUAAUAUUGUUGAAUCGGGUACAAUUGAAUCGUCUAUUUCUUUUAACACCAAGACUAAUUUGACUCAUGCAGAGAUUAAUAAAGAGAUUAAUAAAAAUUUAACUUUUCUUAAUUCACCUGGUAGUAUCCAAGAUAAUAAUACUAAUACUAGCAAAUUAAAAUUCGGAAACAAAAUAUUUACGACAAGAGAUCAAAAUGAUAUCAAUAAUUUAGAUUUUGAGUUGAGCAAUGUUUUAAUAUCUCAAAAAAAUGAGAUCAUUCUGUUAAAAUCAAUAUUGAAUGAUUUUAAAGAAAAUCUAUUGAUUUCUGAAAAGAAUUCACCAAACUCAUUAGAAGAGCGUGUAAAAAUUGAAAAUAAUUAUAAAAAUGAUAAUGAAAAUGAUAAUGAUAAUGAAAAUAAUAAUGAAAAUAAUAAUGAAAAUAAUAAUGAUAAUCAGAAAUUUGAGAUCAAAUAUUUAAAUUUAAAAGACAAGUAUACCAAGUUGCAAAAAGAAUUAGCCGAGGAAAUUGAAGAGAAUACAAAAAUUUAUAAAGCAUAUUAUAAGUUGACUUUGAAAUACAGACAACUUCGAUCCGAAUUGGAAACACUUAAGAAUAAAUGAGUAAAUAAUAAAAAAAAAAUCUAUUCCUUGAUAUAUAUCUAUAUGUACGAUGAUCAGAUGAGAAAAGCAACAAUGAUCAAACAAAUAUAUAUAAAAAAAGGC